AUGAAUGCUGCUGUCCGCUACGAGAUCGAGGCGGGCAACGAAGACGGCGCCUUCUCCAUAGACGCCACCACGGGGCGCGUCGCGGUGGCUGGAAAACUCGAUUACGAAAAGCGCAAAAUGUACGAGCUGCGGCUGGCAGCAUCGCGGGGACGCGAGGCGUCGGCAUCGCCGGCCGUGUCGCGGGCAGAGCUCGUGGUGACGCUGCUGGACGCGAACGACGAGCCGCCGAUCUUCCAGCAGCCCGUGUACCGCGCAGAGCUGCAGGAGGAGGAGGACCCCGCCCACCUGCCCAGGAGGAUACUCACGGUGAAGGCUGUGGACGGCGACGUGGAGCGUCCACAAGACGUGGUGUAUUCCAUCUCGGGACCAGGAGUCGCUCUUGAUGGAAGUGAUGAUGGCCACUUUCGAGUGGACGCCAACACAGGCGACGUGUUCGUCCUUACGCCUCUGGACCGCGACCCCCCGGAAGGCCGCCCUCUGUGGAGGUUCACGGCGUUCGCUCAAGACGAGGGCGGCGCCGGACUGGUGGGCUAUGCGGACGUGCAGGUCGCCCUCACCGACGUCAACGAUAACGCGCCCGCCUUCCAGCAGCAGCUCUAUCAUGGACAAGUCAUCGAAAACGCGCCAGCAGGAACGAUCAUCCUGAAUGUGACAGCAGUGGACAACGACGAUCCUUAUGAGGGAAGCAAUGCGAAGGUCAGAUAUUCCAUUGAGAAGAACGCUGUGGACGAGGACACGGACUCGGCCAUAUUUAAAAUUGACGUAGACACUGGCGAAGUAUCGACUGCGAUCUGUUGCCUGGACCGCGAGCGCACACCUGGUUACUCCAUCCAGGUGGUCGCCACAGAUGGAGGGGGACUCCAAGGAACUGCUACCAUAUCAAUUUCAGUGAGGGAUGUUAACGAUACGCCCCCAGAAUUUUCUAAGGAUGAAUGGUUUGUAGAAGUUGAUGAAACAGACGGCGAUAAUCUACCACAAAAACCUAUCCUCACAGUGACUGUACGGGACCAAGAUGAGCAAAACAUGUUUCAGUAUGAGGUAAUAGCAAACAGUGGUUACGGAGCAAAUAAAUUCGCACUUGUGCGAAACAAUGACGGAACUGGUUCUUUGAAAGUGGUUAAGCCACUGGAUUAUGAAGACGUCCAUGGUAACGUUCUGAGAUUCAAAAUUCAAGUCACUGACAUGAAUGAGAAUGACACGACGGGACAGCACCACACGGCCUAUUCGUGGGUUUCUGUCAAGCUCAGAGAUAUCAACGACAACGCCCCAGUAUUUGACCAUUCCAGCACUGAAGUUACAGUGCCAGAGGACACGGCAGUUGGAAAAGUAAUUGCGGCAUUUGAAGCAAAAGACGCAGACCAGGAUGGAAAGAGCGGCGUAACUUACUCCAUAGAUCACAGCUCCGACAGUGGAAGACACUUCCACGUAAACCGUUUCGGACAGGUGCUUGUCCAGAGAGAACUGGACAGGGAAGAGACUGCCAGGCACACGGUGAAUAUUUUAGCAGUAGAUGAUGGAGUACCUGCAAAGACAUCCACAGCAACACUGACAGUAAUUGUUGAAGAUGUUAAUGAUAAUGCUCCUCAUCUUUUAGAAAAUUAUGAGGCUAUUUUGUCUGAGCAUACUUCUCCUACAGAAAUACUAGAAAUAUUUGGAGCAGAUGCUGAUGACUAUUCAAGAAAUAAUGGACCUCCUUUCACUUUUCGGCUGCAUCCCAGUGCAAAUGAUCAAAUAAGAUCAUCAUUUGCUGUGUAUUUUGAUCGCAAGGGCCCAAAUGGUCAUGGCUCAGCAAUAAUAACAUCACUAAGGUCUUUUGAUCGAGAGGAAAAGAAAGAAUAUUUCAUACCAAUACUGGUGACAGAUUCUGGUUACCCACCACUGACAGGAACAACUACUGUAAGAAUUGUUAUUGGUGAUAUCAAUGACAAUAAAAUGAAACCUGGGAGAAAAAAUAUACAAGUUUACAAAUACCAGGAUCAAACUCCAGAAACAGAUAUUGGAAGGAUAUAUGUUCAAGAUCCAGAUGACUGGGAUUUACCAGACAAGAAAUUCUACUGGCAGGCACAUGAACAUCAUAGAUUUAAAGUUAAUGAAGCCUCAGGAAUGAUUACGAUGAAAUACAACACACCAGAAGGGAUAUACAAUUUGGCAUUCAGAGUAUCUGAUCACAGACAUUCACAAAACAAUGUUUCAGCAACUGUGACUGUUACUGUGAAGCAGAUUCCUGUUGAUGCCAUAAUCAGUUGUGGUUCUGUAAGAAUUUUACAUCUUUCUGAUGAAGACUUCAUUAAGGAAUGGAACAAUGUGGUAUAUAAACUUUUUUCAUUGCAGGAAAGUAAGGCAGAACAAUUUAAGCAAGCCUUGUCAGAAGUUUUGAAUACUGAAAGGAAAAACCUUGACAUAUUCAGUGUUAAGCAACAUAGAACAAAAAUACCUAUGUUGGACAUCUUCUUCUCCAUAAAAGAUUCAAGAUAUGACAAUCCUGAAAAGAUAAAUGGGCUACUUCAAGUACAUAAAGCAGAGAUAGAAAGGAAAACUGAUCUCGACUUGGUUGUGGCUGGAAUACACUACUGCUUCAUUGAUAAAAUAAAAUGCCAAGGACCAUGCAUCGACAGAUACAGGAUAAAUAGCCAACCAAUCUUAGUAGAUGCAAACAUGACCUCUUUAGUAGGAAUUUCAGUAAAUAUUACACCAGAAUGUGACUCAUCUGUACAAAACUUGGCUAUGAUUGAUAGAUGUCAUGAGAAUCAUUGUUACAAUGGUGGCCAGUGUUUUCAGAAAGGAAACAAUAUAAGGUGUUCUUGCCCAGAUGGAUAUGAGGGGCCACGUUGCCAACAGAUGGGAAUAAGUUUCCAAGGAGGCGGCUGGGCUUGGUUUCAGGCAAUUCAUCCACAAGCUGAAAAUCACAUUAGUCUUGAAUUCCUUACAAAUAAAGAUCAUGGUUUACUAUUUUACAAUGGCCCAUUGUCUUCUGUCAUAAUAGAUGAAGUUAUUAUGUCAGACUAUAUUGCACUGGAGCUACAAGAUGGUAAACCAAGACUACUUUUUCAUUUUGGAUACAGUACUACUGAGUUAUUUAUAAAAGUAAAGAAAAAGUUGAAUGAUGGAAUGUGGCACCAAAUGGAUUUAUUUUGGAAUUCAGAGUAUGUUCAUCUCAUAUUGGAUUAUUGUAAAUCAGCUGAUGUUAGGGAAACAAACAACAUGACAACAUCAUUUUUCAAUGGAACAAGUUGCAUGGUUAAGGGGAAAUUACCUAUAUUUGGAGGGCACCUGACUUUAAACAGCCCUCUGCAGAUUGGUGGCAUUUACUGGGAUGAAACAUCACAGGAAACAUUUAAAUGGAAUGCAAGUCCAAAUGCUGUUGGUUUCACAGGAUGUAUAAGGAAUCUUUAUUAUAAUGGGCAGAUUUUGGACUUGUCUGAUGUACUGCUGUCGUUGGGCACAGUAACUGGUUGUUCUCAUACAAAGCCUGCAUGCAGCAAUCUGGACUGCUCUGGACAUGGGACAUGCCAAGCAGACCUUACAGCCAGAGAGCCAUGGUGUUGGUGUGAUGCUGGGUGGAGGGGUCCAAGUUGCUCUUCACCAACUCAACCUGUCACAUUUCUACCUCACAGUUACGUCAAGUUUGCACUCUCAUUUGAAAUUGGGCACUUCACAACUUUUAUCCAGCUCAGAUUCAGGACAGAGGAAAAGGAUGGUGAAUUAUUUGGUCUGUCUGAUCAACAGUCUCUGGAGUAUGCCAUCCUUGAGAUACAACACGGGUAUCUAUAUUUUCGUUAUAACUUGAAUAGUAAACGUAUUGAAGAAAAAAGUAUCUGCUUAUGUUAUAUUUCUGUUGAUGAUGGAUACUGGCACAUGGCAAAGGUUUCACGAUAUGGUUCAUUGUCAAUAUUGCAACUGGAUGAUGGCGAAUUCUUAAGACGCAAUCAGACCUCAUUUUUUGAGGGGCAUCAGUGGCUCAUAAUUGAUAAACAAGAAGGUGCUCAUGCUGGUGGAAGGGCAGAGAAUACAGGCAUAAAUACGGUAGAAGUUUACUCUGACUACAGAAAUGGUUGUGUGGAUGAUAUUCGCCUGAAUGGAAGAAUUCUUCCCUUGCCUCCAGCUGCCAACAUCACUCAAUGGGGACAAGCAACAGUGGCUCUUAAUUUGGAAUUCGGUUGCAGUUUUUCUACAGACUGUAGCUUUACAAUUUGUACAGAACCAACAAAGUGCAGUGACACAUUAAAACAACACAAAUGUGUGUGCAGUGAUGCUCAGAUUUUAGCUGCAACCAGUAAGGAUUGCACUGAGAAAGACUGUGCAAGUACCUCUUGUGGUAAUACUAAGAACUGUCUGAAUCUUCAUUCCAAGUUCUAUUAUGAAUGUCGGUGUCCUGAUGAUGUAACAACCAUGAACUGCAAAUUUCUUGGUGAUAAAGAUACAUUUGGAAUUGGUGUUUGGGCUUUAAUAGCUUUGUUGUCUACACUUUUCUUAAUAUUAGUUCUGGCUGGAAUUAUUCUUAUUUAUAAACAUCACCACAACACUGAUCAGAAGAAACAGCAGAUAAAAAAUGAUGUACGAGAAAAUGUAAUUCAUUAUGAUGAUGAAGGUGUUGGUGAAGGUGACAUGACUUCCUCCAAUGUGAAACCACUGAUGAGUCCUGUCAAUGAAACUGAAAUUGUAGUCUCUUUUGAACUACACAAUCUACAACAAAACCAUGAAAGGACACUAAGAAGCAUUAUAAACAAAUACAAAGAUAAAACUGAUGCUGAAGUACAUAUGAAAACUAACGAUGACAUACAUAUCUAUUUCUGUGAAGGCAGCAGGAGUGGAUCAAGCUCUCUGUCAUCUUUAUGUACAGGUUCUGAAGACAGAGAACAAGAUCUGAAGUAUUUGGUUCAAAUGGGAUUAAUCAAAUCUGAACAAGACAGGAGAUCAACAUAG
Molecule: messenger RNA, 4923 nt
Organism: Schistocerca gregaria
Lineage: Eukaryota; Metazoa; Arthropoda; Insecta; Orthoptera; Acrididae
Product: neural-cadherin-like
Exons: 26
Coding region: 1-4923 (1640 amino acids)
Biological process (GO): homophilic cell-cell adhesion
Cellular component (GO): plasma membrane; catenin complex
Molecular function (GO): calcium ion binding; cadherin binding
Source: RefSeq, a predicted model, not a curated record